UUCCAAAGCUUGUUGCCCGACCAUCAGAUGCACUAGACUCUUAGUCAAGACUCAAAAACGUCAACGGAUGAUCAAUCCCCGGCCAAGAUCGGAGAAGUGGCUUACUGUACGCUACUCCAUUGCCAUUCCAACUCACGUACAGCUGGGCGAAGCAUGGCGGCCUCCAAGACGAGUAUCUUUUUGACUGGUGCGGCGGGCUACAUCAGUGGGACUGUGCUAGCGCAUUUGCUGCGGCACCCCGACGUGGGGACGUUCGACAUCACUGCGCUCGUGCGCUCUCCGGAGAAGGCGAGGAAGCUCGAGGCGUUCGGGGUUAGGAGCGUGGUGGGGUCGCUCGAUGACUUUGACAAGCUUGAGGCGUUGUCGGAGCAAGCGGAUGUCGUGUUCUCUUGUGCAGAUUCAGACUAUCUGCCCGCGAUGCAGGCGAUCCUGCGGGGGCUGAAGAAGAGGCAUGAGUCGCUCGGAGAUUUGCCAAUUUUGAUUCAUACCUCGGGCACAGGCGUCCUAAGCGAGGAUACGAGGGGGAUGUACGUUGCGGACAAGGUUUAUUCAGACCUGGACGUCGAGCAGUUGAAGGCGAUCCCGGAGACCGCUAUUCAUCGCAAGGUCGAUCUCGCCGUCAUUGCGGCCGACCAGCAGGAAUACGCUCGGACGCACAUCGUAUUCCCGUCCCAAAUCCACGGUGUCGCGAACCACGCUCUCGUCGAGGCGGGCAUCUCCAAUCCGUACUCGAUUGCGAUUCCCUGGAUGAUCCUCGCAGCGAUCCAGCGGAAGCAAGGCGGGGUCGUCGGGCUUGGCAAGUCGGUGUGGCCCGACGUGGACAUCGAUGACGUGGCGGACCUGUAUGUCGUGUUGUUUGACGCGAUCCGGCGCGACCCUGAACAUGUCGGGCAUGGCUGGGAAGGUUUCUAUUUCGCGGAGAAUGGAGAGUAUUGCUGGUAUGACUUGACCAAGGCGGUCGUUACUGCGUUGGUGGAGCUCGGAGCUAUCGAGAACGAUGAGAUAUCAUCAUUCACGGAGGAGGAACUGCCCAAGUAUUUCCGCGCCGAGGCUAAUGGGUGGUUGUUUGGGAGCACGUCGCGCUGCCGGGCGGAUCGCGGUCGGUCGAUUGGGUGGAAGCCGGUGAAGAAGACGGAGGACAUGUAUGCGGGCGUCAAGGUCGAGGCGGAGGUGCUGUGGAGGAAGAAGUUCUGAAUCUGGACAGAUUGACGGUCCGGAAUUACUAGGUUUUGUAAGGUUUCCUUUCACAUACUACAUUGAACUGCUAUAUAUGUCAAGCCCUGUGUAUGUCAUGCCUGUAACUGUACACCGACAUCGUACUAAUUUAUCUCCCAUCCCUUACACCAGC
This is a messenger RNA of Laetiporus sulphureus 93-53, 1348 nucleotides long. Its product is annotated as NAD(P)-binding protein. The record is from RefSeq and is a predicted model, not a curated record. The transcript has 9 exons. Bases 154 to 1194 code for a protein of 346 amino acids. Lineage: Eukaryota; Fungi; Basidiomycota; Agaricomycetes; Polyporales; Laetiporaceae.